AUGGAAUUCUUCUCCACCAUUUUGGAAGCCUUGGCCCACCACUCAGCCAAGACUCCCGACAAGGUCCUUUAUACUUGGGUGGACAUCAAAUGCCAGGAACAAAACAAGCUGACCUUCCAGCAGCUAGAAGAUGAGGCCAAUGCUGUGGCUGCUCGACUCCUCAAGUUGGGGUGCCAAACAGGAGAUCGUGUCAUGAUUGCUUAUCCAUUUGGGCUUGAGUUCUUGGCUGGCAUGUUUGGGGCCAUGAAGAUUGGAGUCAUCCCUUGCAGCAUCUACCCACCCAAUCCUAAUCAGCUCAAAACAGACAUGCCCAAAUUCCGUGGAUUUGCAGAGGAUGCUGGAGCCAAAUUUGCUCUAACCACUACCGCCUUUGCCACAGCCAUGACUGCUGCUGGGGUCUUUUACAAGACUGGGGUCAAGUGGAUUGGCACAGACAAGUUGCCAAUUAAGAAACAAAAGCAUGGUAAGCCAAAAGGCUAUGAAACAUUUGUGGGCCACCCAGAUGGUAUCUGCUUUAUCCAGUACACAUCUGGGAGCACUGGCCGGCCCAAAGGAGUCAUGAUCAGCCACCGGAAUCUUGUAGAGAACUGCAGGGCCAUUGGUAACAUGUCAUAUGUAAUUUCUUCCAAUGCGAGCUCCACGGUGGCAGCAUUAUGGGUACCCCAAUACCAUGACAUGGGACUUGUGGCUGGCUUUUUGACUUCCUUGUAUCAUGGCACCCAUCUGGUUAUGGCAUCACCUCUUGACUUUGUUGUUAGGCCUCUGUUGUGGGCUGACAUGAUAGAGACCUACCAGGCCAACCUGACCUGUGGCCCCAACUUUGCCUAUGCCUUGCUCCUCAAGCGUUUGAGGCAAGAAAAAAGAAGUUCUGAUUGGAGUUGUGUGCGACGUGCCAUGUUUGGUGGUGAGCCUGCUCAGAACCAUGUGGUAAAAGAACUCGCAAACACAGUGAAGAUGAGGCCUGAACAUGUCUACAACAUCUAUGGCCUUGCUGAAUCUGUAGUAUACCUAACUGGUGGACCUGGCUACUCUGAUGCUGAGGGCCACGUCGCCUGUGGCGAGGUUGACUCCGAAACCCUCAAGCUCCGGAUUGUUGAGGAUGGAAAGGAGGUGGAAGAUGGUAUGGUUGGGAGUAUCUGGGCCCAGUCACCUCGAGUUGCUGCUGGCUACUAUGGCCAGAAAGAGCUAACAGCCUCCACAUUUGGCAAUGUACUUCCCAAUUAUGAGGGUACCUGGCUUGACACUGGUGAUCUGGGCAAGAUUGUGGAUGGACAACUUUAUGUCACUGGAAGACUCAAAGAUGUCAUCAUUGUCAAUGGCAAGAACUACUACCCAACUGAUGUUGAGCUUUCCAUUGAUGAAUCUUUUGGUGACGUUAUCCGACCUGGGAGGACCACGGCCUUCCAACACGGAGAUGAUGGUAUUGGACUCACAGCUGAGGCUCGUAAGGACUUUGACAAGGCAGCAAAUGAUGACUUAGCUGUCAAGAUAUCCAAUCAUGUUGCUCAAAUGCAUGGACUGACUGUGCGUGAGGUGCUCAUUCUCAAGGUUGGGCUUACUCCCAAGACCACCUCUGGAAAGCUCAAGAGGUCAUUGGUUCGGCAAACUACUCUUUCUGGUGACUGGAAGGCCAAUUCUGUGCUUCUCCAGUACAACCUUUCUACCUGUGUAGCUUCACCACAUGCUCCUUGUGGAGAGAGUUUUGCUGUUGCAACUCAGAGCCCUGCUUACAUGAUUGCAAAUACUAAGGAUGAUACUGUCAGCAAUCCCUUUGACGAAGCCAUCACUUCUGAAGGCCACAGAACAGGUGAAAAUGUCAAAAAUGGAGAGGAUUUUUCCAAAAGGUGGAGCAUGGUAGCAUCCUCUGCCCUUGGACCAAAUAUUGAUGAAUCCAAGACUUGGAUGGAGAAUGGGAUAACCUCUCUCAAGAGCGCCGAACUCAGAAACAAAGUAGAGGAAGAGCUGCAUGUGUCACUUCCCUCCAACUUUCAGCAGCUGUACCCUACUCCAUCAGAACUUUCUCACUUUCUGAAUGCAUCAGAGGCUCAAUGCUUCCCCAGGCAUGAUGUUGGCAGCAAAGAGUAUGAUUGGAAUACAUCAAGAUCUAAGAUCUCCAAACCUGUACUUGGUGUUCUGCAAGCUCUGGGGUCAGUCACCAUUAUUCUGUUGCUAUUGGUCUCAGCUGCUCCGCCCUACUUCUUGACUUCCUGGGCCAUAAAGCAUUGUGACUCAACUGGAGCUGGAGAAUGUCGUGGCCCAAUCGCAUUCAGUGUGCUGCCUCUGGUCAUCCCCAUUUUCCUCCUCUCAUUCUCUCUCGUUGUGGUGUUCUCUAAGUUGGCCGUCAUUGGCAAGUAUCGACCCCAGCAGUUUGACCUCUUGUCAAAGGACUACUUGCGAUGGUGGUUUGUGGACAGGCUUUUGGAAAUCUGGGAGUCAUUUGUUGGACCAUUCAUUGUGGAAACAAAGUACAUUUGGAUGUUUUACUGGCUUCUUGGGGCAGAUCUGCCAAGGACUGCCAAGAUUGAGUCAUUCAUUCGUGAAUGUGAUUUGGUCAGGGUGGGAGACAAUGCCACUAUUGCACACCCUAUCAGGUGCAGGAAGUUCUCUCAAACUGAUACAGGCCCCAAAAUGGCCUUCAGACCAAUUAAUAUUGGCAAGAACAGCCAUGUAUCUGGCAUGAUCAGCCCAGGUUCUGUUGUUGGUGAUGGAAGCAAGGUGGAAAAACUGUCUGUUGUGGAAGAGGGUGCAGAAGUGCCACCUGGAAUCCUUGCCAAAGGCAUCCCAGCACACAACUCUGGGCCCAACAAGUGUGAAAAACCAUCCUGGCAGCAAGAUUUGUUUUUAGAUGCUUUCAAGAUAGCCUGGACCAUCAUUGAAGUAUACCACUUCUUCGCACUUUCCUACCUGGUUCAUUCCUUCCUCAAUGUCAUUUUGCCUUCUUGGCGUUAUGCUACCAUCCUUCAUUGGCUUGUGCUCUUCCCAGCCACAUCCUUCCUUGCCAUCAUCCCUAGCAUUGCUCUCAAAUGGUUGCUCAUUGGGAAACGGAAUCCAUCAGAUGAGUAUGAGGGUUCACUAUGGCGAAAAGCAACUAACUGGGCAUGUGACUUCCAUUUCCGAAUUGCCUCUUGGUCUCAAACUCCAUUCUUUGGCCAGACAAAGCUCUGGCAUAUCAUCCUGUUCCUCCAUGGUCUGGAUGUUGAUAUGGCUUCUUGCCUCAACAACCCAUACCGAAUUUUCUUCCCCUCCAAGGUUGAUUUUGUCAAGAUCCGCAAGUCCUUUGUGGCCACUAGCACUGUUGACCUGGACCAGAAGGCAGACUCCAAGAUGGAGAUCAUCAACAGCAGUGUUGGCUACAAUUCCAACCUCCAUACAGGAGUCAAGAUCAUCAGAUCCCAAAUUCCUCCCAGGUCUGAUGUAAGGGACAACAUCACUGAGUUGAACCAAGCAGGAAAAUCAUGGCAGCUCAGCUUGAUCAUGGACAUGAUCCUUCCAGAAUUCCUGCAGCUGCUACUGAAUGUUGUCAUUUUUGCCAGUCUCAUCCCUGCCUAUGAGGUUGGUGUUGCCGUAUUGGCUAACCCCUCCUUUACCAUCAUCGCUGUUGGCUUGGCAGCAGCCUUUGUCCUCCAGCUGUUUGUUUGGAUUCUUUUGACCAAGGCUGUUGAAGUGGUGAUGCUGAAUCUACCAAGACCUUUGCAGCAAAGCUUUUGUGGAGUAUACAUCAACCAUAUGUGGCAGUUUGGAGUAGGGAACUGGCUGGUCUUUCUUCUCUAUGGCACACCCAUGUUCGCCUACUACGCUCGCAUGAUGGGAGCAACAGUGCAAGGAGAGCUUUGGUACUUUGGAAACUCGCUCUACGAGUACAGUAAGCUUCACUUUCAUGGUAACACCAUUGUGGAUGAUUCCCAUGUGAGUGGGCACUUUAUUGAUGCCAAUGGGCUCACCCUAGAUGACACCCAAGUAACUGGGGUGUUGCAUCCAGGUUGUUACACCCCUGCUGGAUCUGUGGUUCCUGCUUCAGAGCAUGGCCCCUGGAAGCUCUUCUUUAAGAGUGUGACAGUAGCCAUACCGGUAGCUACCACACCCUCUGGCUAG
Seminavis robusta is the source of this 4092-nucleotide messenger RNA. The record is from the annotation of a GenBank genome assembly. NCBI's taxonomy places the organism in Eukaryota, Bacillariophyta, Bacillariophyceae, Naviculales, Naviculaceae.